AUGCCCCCUCUCAGGUCUAGUAGGGCAUCGAAAGCUUGCGAUCUGUGUCGGAAGUACAAGACCCGCUGUUAUGCAUCCGAUAGCGCCAAGGGCAGCUGUCUUCGCUGCCGAACGUUAUCGCAACCUUGUUCUCUAAGAUUGCAAUCUGCCACGACAAACCAUCACCAAGAAUCGCUAAAUGAGCACCAGCAAGAUGAUUAUUCGCCCGAGAAUGACCGCCCAGGACCCUCAGAGCUCAACCAACAUCAAAGUAAAGGGGAUGAGAGACUCACGGGGCUCGAAAGAAUUGUGGAAAAUCUAGCAGACCGGCUUGACUCCAGAAUCGAUGCUCUUGCCAGUGCUUGGAGCAACGAUUCGUCUCGGCCAAUAGCUACAGACCCAAUGGUCCCUAUAGACCGAGGCACAGCCCCUGUGUUUAUGAUUAGAGACGCCGCCACCGAUGCGGGCGUGCAUUCACCUGAAGCAAUUAAUCUUCUUAUUCCGUCUUCUGACGUGAUAUCCACGGGACUGAUAUCGUUGUCUACUGCUCACUCCCUGCUUGAACUAUUCCAUAUACAUUAUGGACGAUGGGUUAGAUUUCCAGAUGGAAUAUCAACUGAGAUCCUUCUUCAACGGAUAAGGAAAUCGCCGCUACUUAUCUGCAGUGUUUUUUUGAUCGCCAUUCGACAUACCACGCAAAAUCUUGCAGAAAGGCUCGCACCCAAUCUAUUUCAUGAAGCAAAACGCCUCGUUACAGAGUCCCUGCUCAUUGCUCCUCAACCUUUAGAGUUUUUUCAAGCUGUCCUCAUAUUGAGUUUGUGGUCUACAACCAUAGGCCAAGCGCCAUUAAGUAUAGACAGUUGGCUUUUAACUGGCUAUGCGCUUCAGCAGGCAGUGGUCAGCCCAGAUUUUGCCAAUGUGUUUUUUCCUUCUACAGAGAUUCCUCAGCUUGACAACUGGUGCUUAUGGAAUCAUCUUUGUUUGGCUCAUCUACAAUACUGCGUAGGCACUUGCAGGCACGCCAUGCUCAGCAAACAACAAAUAGAUUGCUGCUCCCGGCUCGCUAAAUCCGGUCAUGCCAACAACUAUGAAGAGAGAAUGGUCGCUGAAGUCAACCUGUACUGGAUAAUUUAUGAAAAAUGCUGCGCUUCUCACAUUGACUUGGCCGCGACCAAGCUUGCCCUCCAGAAUUGGCAAAAUGAGUGGAUUAUAUUAUUUGACCAACCUCGAUCCCAAUUUCUUCAGAUGGGUUUUUAUUUUGCACAUCUCCUUGCAUAUGGGCAGUCUUUGAAAUCGGUUUCGGAGGCAAGGAACACGCCGAUAAUAGAAAUCGCGGUUCUGGAGAUGGUUCAAUGCUCAAGAUCUAUUAUCAACAUUGCCAUAGAAACCACCGAUGACCGUACGCGUCAUUUAACAGACCAGAUCUAUAACAUCGUUACCUUUUCUGCCCUCACCCUGUGCCGUCUGGUACAAACUUACGAACAAAAGCUUCGAGCAGCCAACUACGACAUUGAAGCUCUCGACGAGCUUGUUGUCAAAAUUAUAGAGUGGCUGAGGUCAAUCGGACUACCGUGUCAUGCCGCGAAUAUGCUGGCUAGUAUAGUCUCUGCGCAAUUCGAUAAACUGAGGCCAUACUAUCGGCCAACAAUUGUUGAUACUACAGCCUUGACAAACCAUCCUGUCCUUAGUCAUGAAUCUCCACCUCGUGAACCCGAACUUCAAUAUUCGGAUUUUAUCGGUUCGGAGCUUUUCGCUACUGUUGUUGAUAAUGUCAUGUGGCCGCAAUGGGGACCAUUUCAUUCAGGUAGUGACGAAACUAUUUAA
This is a messenger RNA of Talaromyces rugulosus, 1803 nucleotides long. RefSeq lists its product as uncharacterized. The record is from RefSeq and is a predicted model, not a curated record. Gene Ontology annotation, biological process: regulation of DNA-templated transcription. Gene Ontology annotation, molecular function: DNA-binding transcription factor activity, RNA polymerase II-specific; transcription cis-regulatory region binding; zinc ion binding. Gene Ontology annotation, cellular component: nucleus. NCBI's taxonomy places the organism in Eukaryota, Fungi, Ascomycota, Eurotiomycetes, Eurotiales, Trichocomaceae. The transcript has 5 exons. Bases 1 to 1803 code for a protein of 600 amino acids.